Molecule: messenger RNA, 5360 nt
Organism: Psylliodes chrysocephalus
Lineage: Eukaryota; Metazoa; Arthropoda; Insecta; Coleoptera; Chrysomelidae
Source: the annotation of a GenBank genome assembly
UAUAAUUUCAAACUUAAAACACAUUUGUUCCGGUUUUUAUCACAAAUAGUCGCAAAUAAACGUGUAAAGGUCAAAUUCAAAUUAGUCAUCUGGAAAGUGUCUUAUCAGUUCGUAUAUAAUUUUUUACUUUUUCGUAAAUAGUUUCUUCAAAUAAUAAAAAAUGCCAGUAAAAAAUGAUGAACCUACUGGAACUGAACAGCAAACUGAUCAAAUUCCCAAUGAAACUACAAGAGAACUAACUCAAACAGACAGACUGAACAAACGUCUUUUGGAAUCCUUUCUUUCUAGAAUAAAUCAAACGAAUUUUAAUUUAAACAUUGAUAAUGAGGAUAAACACGAUAAAGAUUCCAAUAAUUUUCAAUAACUAAAAAUAAAAAAUAACAGCUGGAGGUAACAGCUGUCAAAUUCUCGAAAAUAACAUAACCUAACUAAUAUUAAUAAUUGGCGCGAAAUUUUCGUCUACUCAAUUUUUGUUAAAAAGUGCAUAUAAUCAAUUUUAAGUAAAAAUAAAUAUAUAAGUAAUAUGUCUUCAGAUAUUGAAUUGAUAAGUGAUGAUGAUGGGAGAAAUGGAGAGAUAUUAAGUGACACUCCUCUUGAAACAGAAAUAAUUGAAGGAGAAUCUAAUAACACACCUCAAGAAACUGAUGAAAAUAAAAAAGAUUCAGAAGAUGAAUCUAAAAAGAAGGUGGUUAAGCCAAAAAGGAUCAUUAAGAAUCCUCAACCUAAAUUUAAUGAAAACACCUUAAAAGCAGAAAAAGGUUUGCCAGCCAUCAAAGAUCAUUUUAAAAAUCUUCAAUUGAAGGGUAAAGGAUAUGAAGAACGCGAUUUAAAUACUAUUAUGAAGUCUUAUGAAUAUUGGUGCCAUCGUCUUUAUCCGAAAUAUACUUUUAAUGAUACCAUUGCUAGAUUGGAAGUAUUGGGAAAUAGAAAACCUACUCGAACAUAUUUAACAAAAAUCAGGCUGGGUAUGGAGUGCUCUGUAGAAGAAGAGAAAAUCGUAGCAAGUGAUGAAGAAAUACCUACAACAGGUUUUGUAGAACCUUUUGAUGACCGUUUUAAUCAGCUACUGUCAACCACUGUCAAUCAACCUGAACCGGAAUUAACUGAAGAACAAUUAGAAAAAAUAAGACAGAAUAAGUUGAGAGCAGAGGCACUAAGAAAAGAAAGGUUAUCAAAAAUUGGUCAAUCUAAUGAAGUAAUUAAUCAAAACAGCAGUGUUAAUUUGAGUCAGAAUCCACUCAAUGAUGAGCAAACUGAAAUGGAAGUUGAUGAGAAUCAAGAAAUGGAUUUAGACAAUAUGUUAGAUUUGAUAAAUGAAGAAGCACCUGGUACAAGUACUGCUGCAGAUUCACAAAAAUCUAUGAAUGAUAAAGUUUCUAAUUCAAUAAGAUCAGCAAGAUUUAAAUCUCUUCUUUAUAAUGAGAGCGAUGAUGAUACUAUAAAUUCUCAAAAUGCUUCUAAUAAAAACAGCAAUAAUAAAUCAGAUGAUGAUGAUCAGAGUAAAGAAUUGGAUCAGAAUAGUGAUGCUGGAAGUAUUGUCCUUCAUAAAUCCAACAGUCAAAAAGAAAAAAUUGCUAGAGGCCAGAAGAAAUCGUUUAGAAAGAAAAGACAGAAGAAAAACAAUUCAAGUGACAGUAGUAGUGAUAGUGAAACAGGAUCAUCAAGAAUUAAAGCUACUGCUAAUAAAAGAAAGAAAAAAAGACUUGUUCUCGAAAGUGAUGAAGACUCAGAUAAUGCAAAAAGUAGUAUUUCUCAAAUAUCAAAAGAUGAAAAUCAACUAGGCAGUGACAAAGAUUCAUUAAACACUAACACUAAGAGACAUUCUAUUAAAACAAAGAUGAUAAACAAAUCGAUUAUUCAAAGUGAUGAAGAUUCAAACAGUUCACAUCAAAUGAUGAAUACUAAUAGCCAGAGAAAUCAUAUUAAAAAAAAGAAGAACAAAUCUACUGUCCUAAGUGAUGAAGAUACAGACAAUUCAAAAACUAGUAUUUCUCAGAGAUCUAAAAGUUCAAUUCAAGUAGAUAGUGAUAAAGAAUCAUUGAAAACCAACAGUCAGAGAAGUUUCAUUAAAACAAAGAAGACAGGCAAAUCCACUGUUCAAAGUGAUGAAGAUUCAGAUGGUUCAAAAACUAGUAUUUCUCAGAGAUCUCAAAGUUCAAAACAAAUAGAUAGUGAUAAAGAAUCCUUAAAGACCAACAGUCAGGGAAGUUCCAUUAAAACAAAGAAGACAAGCAAAUCCACUGUUCAAAGUGAUGAAGAUUCAGAAACUAGUAUUUCUCAGAGAUCUAAAAGAUCAAUUCAAGUAGAUAAAGAAUCAUUGAAAACCAAUAGUCAAAUAAAUUCCAUUAAAGCAAAAAAGCCAAGCAAAUCUACUGUUCAAACUGAUGGAGAUUCAGAUGAUUCAAAAUCUAGUAUUUCUCAGAGAUCCCAAAGUUCAAAUCAAAUAGAUAGUGAUAAAGAAUCAUUGAAAACCAACAGUCAGAGGAGUUCCAUUAAAGCAACACAUCCAAGGAAAUCUACUGUUCAAACUGAUGAAGAUUCAGAUGGUUCAAAAACUAGUCAAAGUUCAAGACAAAUUGAUAGUGAUAAAGAAUCCUUAAAGACCAACAGUCAGGGAAGUUCCAUUAAAACAAAGAAGACAAGCAAAUCCACUGUUCAAAGUGAUGAAGAUUCAGAAACUAGUAUUUCUCAGAGAUCUAAAAGAUCAAUUCAAGUAGAUAAAGAAUCAUUGAAAACCAAUAGUCAAAUAAAUUCCAUUAAAGCAAAAAAGCCAAGCAAAUCUACUGUUCAAACUGAUGGAGAUUCAGAUGAUUCAAAAUCUAGUAUUUCUCAGAGAUCCCAAAGUUCAAAUCAAAUAGAUAGUGAUAAAGAAUCAUUGAAAACCAACAGUCAGAGUUCCAUUAUAGCAACACAUCCAAGGAAAUCUACUGUUCAAACUGAUGAAGAUUCAGAUGGUUCAAAAACUAGUAUUUCUCAGAGAUCCCAAAGUUCAAGACAAAUUGAUAGUGAUAAAGAAUCCUUAAAGACCAACAGUCAGGGAAGUCCCAUUAAAACAAAGAAGACAAGCAAAUGUACUGUUCAAACUGAUGAAGAUUCAGAUGGUUCAAAAACUAGUAUUUCUCAGAGAUCCCAAAGUUCAAAUCAAAUACAUAGUAAUAAAGAAUCAUUAAAAACCAAGAGUCAGAGGAGUUCCAUUAAAGCAAAAAAGCCAAGCAAAUCUACUGUUCAAACUGAUGAAGAUUCAGAUGGUUCAAAAACUAGUAUUUCUCAGAGAUACAAAAGUUCAAAUAGAGCAGAUAGUAAUAAAGACUCAUUGAAGACUAAUAGUCAAAGAAGUUCCAUUAAGACAAAGAAAAACAAAUCUGCAAUCCAAAAUAAAAAAUAUAAAGAUACAAAUGCAGCAGACAGUGAUAAAGAAUCAUUCACAAUUAGCUCUAGUGAAGAUUCAAACGAUAGCAAUGUUUCAAAUGAUACUACACUAAAACCCAAAGAUAGUGAUGAAGAAGUAGUAAAUAGAUCAUCUAAAAGUAAGAUGAAACACCAGGUGGGGGAUAAAACAUUAAGUAACAAUCAAACAACAAGCAGAGAUGCAACAAUAUAUAAAUCACAAAAGAAAAAUGGUAGAGUUGAAAGUGAUGAAGAAAACAAUGCUGAUAAGAUUAAUAUUGUCAAGGAAAAACAACGAAAACUUUUAGACAGUGAUGAUUCAGAUGAUGGCAACAAAUCAGAGACAUUUGGAAGACUUAAAGCUAGGAAAACUACUUUUUCAAAGAAAAAGAAUGUAAUAAUGAGUGAUGAAGAUGAUUAGAAAUAAAGUAUGUGAAGAAAUUUAGUAUUCAAGCAUUUGCGACCAAUUUGAUUUCUACUUUUUUUUUAUAGACUCGAUUUUUAUUCUAAAAGAAAUUAUUUUUUAAAUUUGUUUAUAGCAUUUAGAUGCGACUUUUUAAUGUUCGGUUAUGUUAUUUUUUUAAAUAAAACACUGUUAAAAUUAUCAUAUUUUUAUUAUUUAAAUCACAUUUUGUUUACUAAAGCUAAUAAUAAAAUAUUUACAAUGAUCAAAAGCAUAUUAUAACAUUGAUUUUAUGAUGAUUUCCAUUGCAGAUCUUAAAAAAUUAGAAAAUGAUUUUUUCUCUAUACAUUGCAGGGGAUAAACAUCACAUUUAAAUUUUGACAUAAAAGUGUUGACUUAGAGGGACUGAUAUAAGCAAAAUAGGUUAAUAUCAUGAAAUCACGACGAAAAUUCAAAUUCCUGUUCAAAAAUACAUAAAAUAUUAACAGUCGGAUAAACUUUGACAGAAUAACACGAACUUCAAAUUAUUCACAUUAUUUUGUCAAAGUUUAUUAGACUUGUAAAUUUUAAUGAACAUUCUUGCAACCGGCUGUUAAAGAAAUGUUUUUAACCGCACAUAUAUCAGGAGUGAAGUUACAAUGAUUAACCUAUUAUCACCUUUUACUCAAAACGUUUUUUUUUUAACAUCAGGUACAUAUCUAAUAUAGAACAGAACAAUUUGGUAAGUAGAGUAGUAUUUCACAGUCCAGAAUAUUCCAUAGUCGCAUAUGACUUUAUAUCAAGCUUCUGAUCACCUUUAGUUAAUCCAUUUUUUUUCUUCUUUAAAAUAAACUCUAGCAUAUUUAAAAUAACAGCAUUUGCACUUACUGAUAAAAAAUAUAAUGCAAAUUAUUAUGGUAAACUCAAUCUGUUCCAAAUCCAAUUUAUUCAAUUACAACAAACCCCGGAUUUUUAAUAUGUACAAAACAGAAACGAAACUUUAAACCCUGUGAAAUUUAUCAAAAGAAAAAUAUCAGUACGGUAAUACACACAGAAAAUCUUGAAAAAAAUCACCAGGUCAAAAUCACUAAAUGGCAUUCGGGAUUUCUGGAAUCAGCGAUGCAAAGAACGUUGCAAAAAAGGUCCAAACGAUCAUAAACCUCGACGGUGCUGCCGCUUCUUCUUCCUGGACUUGCUCCGGCGGACCAUUUAUAUUAUUGUUAUUAUUAUUCAUAUUUCUGAAAAAUCCUAUUUGAUACAAGUAAAGGCCGAUGCCCAGAAGUAAGACGAAGAGGAACCUGAUCGGACUCGAGUAGAAGUAGAUGACUAUGAAAAGGACCGUUGCUCUUGUCAACAUGUAAAAUACUUCUAGCCAAUCUCUUUCCGGGUUAUCCGGAUCUCUAGCUGCAGCCGCCGCGUCGGGUGCCGCAGGAGGUUGUUCAGCGGGGUUCGGAGGAGUCUCUGCAUUAUUUGGUACUCCUUGAGUUGUUGCUCCAUAAGAAUUUGCUGCUCUGGAAAUGAAAUAAAAUAAAAUCGUCUACUAAAAUAGGUACGUUCAAAAUUUUAUAAUGACGAUGUCGAUUAUUUUUUA